Molecule: messenger RNA, 957 nt
Organism: Dreissena polymorpha
Lineage: Eukaryota; Metazoa; Mollusca; Bivalvia; Myida; Dreissenidae
Exons: 2
Coding region: 1-957 (318 amino acids)
Cellular component (GO): nucleus
Molecular function (GO): DNA binding
Source: RefSeq, a predicted model, not a curated record
AUGAAGAACCUGAAGCAGUAUACACAGGACAUGAUGAUGGCAGCCUAUAAAGCAGUUAAGGAAAACCAUAUGAAAGUGGACAGAGCUGCUGUGACAUUUGGUAUUCCAAAACAAACAUUAAGGAACAGGGUUCUAAACACAGUGAAUGUUAAUGUAAAGUGGGGUAAGGAUUCCUUGUUUGCAUUGGACGAAGAGGACCUGCUGGUAAACCAUAUUAAAUCACUGGCACAGGUGGGAUAUGGUCUAAAUCGCGCACAGUUGAAUGUUUUAGCCAGUGAACUUGCAGUGAAGCUUGACAGGCGUAAUUCAAAUGACAAGCUGAGUAAUGACUGGUACUAUAACUUCCUUAAAAGAUGGGAUCAUAGACUUAAGAUAAUUAAACCAAGGGCCCUUUCAUCCACCCGUGCAGCAGCAGUGACCCAAGAAAACAUUGACAAUUACUUUUGUGGGUUGAAUGCGGUCCUUGAAAAGUAUGGUCUCAAAUCAAAAUCUCAUCUCAUCUACAACCUUGCCGAGACGAGAAUUCAACCGGAGCACAGGCCAUCAAAGGUUAUAACUGGUGUUUCUGCAACUAAAACGCAAGCAGUAACCUCACCAAACACAGGCACCACUACCAUAGUAGCCUGUGUAAAUGCAGCAGGUACUGCUAUACCACCCUACUAUAUAUUCAAAGGGAAACGGCCCAACGACAUGUUAAUGACAAAUGCAACAGCUGGUGCAGCCUACACCAUGUCAGACUCUGUGUGGGUGAAUGGUGAAGUUCUCAUGAAGAACCUCAAUGAACACUUCUUGAAAUUUGUGCAAAGAGGAUCUGGCGACAACAUUGAACCCAUCUUGUUGAUUUAUGAUGGUCAUUCAUCUCACGUGUCUCUUGACAUUGUAAAGUGGGCCAGUCAGCACCAUAUGGACGAUGGUGCUGUAGCUGUUGAUGUGAUCACAUCGGGAUUGAAGGGGUAA